Messenger RNA from Scleropages formosus (Asian bonytongue), 3081 nucleotides. It is a transcript of the gene tbc1d22b, whose product is annotated as TBC1 domain family, member 22B. Gene Ontology annotation, molecular function: GTPase activator activity. The record is from RefSeq and is a predicted model, not a curated record. The coding region runs from base 341 to 1867 and encodes 508 amino acids. Gene Ontology annotation, biological process: activation of GTPase activity. The transcript has 13 exons. NCBI's taxonomy places the organism in Eukaryota, Metazoa, Chordata, Actinopteri, Osteoglossiformes, Osteoglossidae.
GCACCUGCCUAACAGGCUACACCUGUAGCUGCCCAGUGACGUCAAUCAACCAUCAUCUCCCGCCCCCGUGUGACAGCAGCCCUCUGAUUGGUCUUCCUUUCUGCACCUGUCAUGCCCCUCCUCCAAUCACACACCACCAGUACUACUCUCCAAGAUGGCGGCUUCCAUCGCUGUAUUUCGUUGCGCUCGAUUAAUAACUGUAAUAUAGCGGCGUUAAAAACAGUUAGUGUAAGUGUAGCGCUUCAGUCCGAAUCCAAGUGGGCUUGUCCUCUACGCCGGGGGCGAGUUUCCCCGGAUGGUGACUUGUUGCACGGAGCCGCGGUGAGAGCGAUCCUCGAGCAUGGCCAGCGAUAACAAGCUGCAGUUCUGGAGGAGAAGCGCCAAGGUUCCCGGAAGUCUGCAGCCGGUGUAUGGAGCACAACACCCCCCUCUAGACCCGCGAAUACACCGCCCGUUUCUCAAAGAGGCUUCAAAGACCAACGCCCUUUCCAUCAAGUCCAAGAAAGUCUCCAGCUUCCACGAGUUUGCACGGAGCACCAAUGACGCGUGGGACAUAGGCGAUGAUGAGGACGAGGACUUCCUCCCCCCAUCCACACCCCCUGUUCCCCAGCCCUCUGCCCCAGCAUCAUCCGCAAACCUCAGCAUGAGCGAGAGCCAGCUUGCAGACAGGCGGACGGUGGUGAAAGAGGAGGAUGGCCCAGGCAAGGUGAGGACUGGAAGCCAGCAGACCAACGGCAGGGUGGUCAAGUCCAACAGUGAAGCCCAGCUCAGUACAUCAGCAGUUCGCUCUCCCCUUCAGAAACAACAGUCCCUCCCGAUCCGUCCCAUCAUCCCGCUGGUCGCUCGUAUUUCGGACCAGAACGCCUCAGGAGCCCCGCCCAUGGCCGUACGGGAGAAGAGCCGCCUGGACAAGUUCCGGCAGCUUCUGGGCAGCCCUAACACCGACCUCGAGGAGCUCAGGAAGCACAGCUGGUCCGGAAUCCCCAGGGAGGUGCGGCCCAUUACCUGGAGACUUCUGUCGGGGUACCUACCUGCUAACAUGGAGCGGAGGGAGCUGGUCCUGAAGCGCAAGAGGGAGGAGUACUUUGGCUUCAUCGAGCAGUAUUACCACUCGAGAACGGACGAGCAUCACAGGGACACCUACAGGCAGAUCCAUAUUGAUAUUCCCAGGACGAACCCUCUGAUCCCGCUUUUCCAGCAGCCGUUGGUACAGGAGGUGUUUGAGAGGAUCCUGUUCAUUUGGGCAAUUCGUCACCCAGCCAGCGGCUAUGUGCAAGGCAUCAAUGACCUGGUCACUCCAUUCUUUGUGGUGUUCCUUUCUGAGUUUGUGGAGGAAGAUGUGGAGAACUUCGAUGUGUCGUCACUACCUCUGGAAAUACAGAGAAACAUCGAGGCAGACAGCUUCUGGUGCAUGAGCAAGCUUUUGGAUGGAAUACAGGAUAACUAUACUUUUGCUCAGCCUGGGAUCCAGAUCAAGGUCAAGGCCUUGGAGGAGCUGGUCAGCAGGAUUGAUGAGGAUGUGCACAGCCACUUCCAGAGGUACGAGGUGGAGUAUCUUCAGUUUGCUUUCCGGUGGAUGAACAACCUGCUGAUGCGGGAGCUACCCCUACGCUGCACCAUCCGCCUCUGGGACACGUAUCAGGCUGAAGCUGACGGGUUCUCCCACUUCCACCUGUACGUCUGUGCUGCAUUCCUGAUCGAGUGGCGCAAAGAGAUCCUGUCCAUGGUAGACUUCCAGGGUCUGCUCAUGCUGCUACAGAACUUACCCACAAUACACUGGGGCAAUGAGGAAGUGGGACUGCUGCUCGCGGAAGCCUACAGGCUCAAGUACAUGUUUGCCGAUGCACCCAACCAUUACCGGAGAUAAUGCACCAUCCACUGACUGUCUCCUGACACACAGAUGUGGACGCACGACGGUUUGUUUGCGUUCGGCAAGACGCUUGAUCAUUAGUCCACAUCUGCGUGCUGAGACAGACGCACAUGUAAGUGUGCAGACUAAUGCACGCAAAGGCUCAGUGAUUGAAUGACAAGUGACACAUUCGACUUUAUCCUCCCUAGUUUUGGCUUUGCCUCGACCCUCUGUGAAUGUCUGGUGUGAGUUUGAGUAAUUCCUCUGGACUGUAGGGUUCAUGCCUCAGACUCAAGCACCAGAAUCCCUCCACCUAUCUGUCUGUUACAAUAGAAACCAGCUGGAUGUUGGACUUCCCAAAGUCUUCAGCAGGACUGGGUGGCUGAGGGUUUACGGGCCACAAAGUGAGUGGGGUUUCUGAACAAUUGACUGACACUCACUGAUGCCUGUACGCGGAGGACAAAGCACAGUGACCACGAUAUGGCCGUUCCACCCAUCACCAACGAUGAAGCCUCUUGCAUGAUGAAUAGAUGGCUGAGAAACGGAGAGGAACGUGAGCGACAACAUGACUUAAUGAUGUUAUCCCUCAAGGGAAGGAGACAGAAAGGGAUGCUGAUGCUGUCAUUUUGGGUUUGGUGGCCCACUGUGUUUUGGAGCUCUGCUUUCUGGCCCGGUGCCCUUGGCUCCUACGCAAGUCCAUCCUCACCAGACUUGAUGCCCCUCUGCCUGGCAGCAGCAUUCUUUAUUGUGCUCACAUUUAAUGUUUGUCUGUUACAACGGAGCUGUCACGGUAUUCUUGACAGUAAAGCCCAGAGUCCAUCUAUGCCCAGUCUGCCAUAACAGCGGCGCAGAGCUUGCGUUAAAACAGCUGUCCCAGAUCCCUGCUGUGCAGGACAAGAGAUGGGCCACAGCUGUAGGAAUCACCUGUGCAGUUGUGUCAGACCCCCUGCUGCAGAGUACAGGAGGUGAUGUGCAAUUGCAAACCUCCUCUGGGCACCGCUCACCCUAAGGGAUUGUACCGUGUCCACCGAGUCUCCGCGCGCAACCUGUGAAUAUGGGGAUCAACGGCACCUGUUCUUAAAGGUGCAUCAUAGUAUUGUACAUCUAACUUAAACACUGAUCAAUGCAAAGGAACAUUGUUGAAGUGCUAGGUUCUCUUUCUGGGAGUAGUUGUUUAAAGACAAAAUUUUGGCUUGACUUUAACAACUUAUUUAUUUUUUUACCCUUCGGUU